AUGUCGCGCUCGAGCUUUCGACAGAGGCGUGUAGAUCAUCGGGAUAACGGCGUCGCCGCCACGGAGGGCGAUUCCGACGUUCUGGAGGCACGGUUGCGCCAAGGCGCUGCGGAGACGUCUCUACGUGAGUUGACCGGACGUGAUAAGAAGCGCCGUCCACCCGGUCCCGUGCGAUUCGCGACGACGACGCCGAACACGAUCACGCACAGCAUUAUGCUCGCUCGGGGCUGGUGUGAGGUUGCGGUAACGGAUCCGUCUUGGGACUUUUUCUACGCGGACGUGGGAUGGAUACACGACAACCUGCCGUACAAGAGCGCCGCGCACAUGGAGGAAUACCAGCGGGUGAAUCACUUCCCGAAUCACGGCGAACUGACGCGCAAGGAUCUGAUGGCGAAAAAUUUGAAUAGAGCGAGGCGUCAGGCGGCGAAGAAUGAGGGCGCGGAGAAGGCUUCACGCUUCGAUAUCCUCCCGCUCACAUACGUGAUGCCGCAGGAGGCAAUGAUGAUGCGCCGAGCCUUUCGCGAGCGCGGAGGGCUAUGGAUCAUGAAACCGAUCGGGAGAGCGCAGGGUAAGGGCAUAUUCAUCGUUCAUAAGGCUUCACAGAUCGCCAAGUGGGUUGUAGAGCGCGAGAAAAACGGUGCCGAGAACGUGUGCAUCGAUAACUAUGUCGCGCAACAAUACAUAUCCAAUCCGUACUGCGUCGGCGGGAGAAAAUUUGAUUUGCGCUUGUAUGUGCUGGUCAUGUCUUUUCGUCCAACGCGAGCGUACCUGUACCGCGAUGGAUUCGCGCGCUUCACUGCCACUCGUUACACAUGUGACAAGGAGUCGUUCGAUGACGAAAUGGUACACCUCACGAAUCACUCGGUACAAAAGCGCGAUCCAAACUACGACGCGUCCAAGUGCGAUUUACGAUGGAGCGCGCGGAGUAUGCGUCAGUACAUCGCGGCGAAACACGGCACCGCAAUCGCAGACGCGCUCGUGUAUAACAUCGCAAAUGUCGUGGUACAUUCCCUUCAGUCAGUGGCGCCGGUGAUGAUAAAUGAUCGCCACUGUUUUGAGAUGUACGGGUACGAUGUCAUGCUCGAUGAAAAUUUACGCCCGUGGCUCAUUGAGGUCAAUGCGUCGCCAUCGAUGAGCGUAGACAGUGCGGGCGACCGCGCGCUAAAAACAGCACUAUUUCAGGAUGUGCUGAACAUCGUCGACAUGGAGACUGGCACACCGUCGCGGCGAGGUCGACCAGAGGAGGCUCCGCCGAGGCACGUGGGAGGCUUUGAUUUGAUACUCGACGGCGACGACGUGGUGGAGGAAAACAUGCUCCUACUCGGGGCGUUACAAGACGAUCGAUCGAUAGCACCACCUAAGCGAACUCAUCCUCCUCGGGUUCAUCCUUAA
Ostreococcus tauri is the source of this 1392-nucleotide messenger RNA. RefSeq names its product Tubulin-tyrosine ligase/Tubulin polyglutamylase. Gene Ontology annotation, cellular component: cilium. Lineage: Eukaryota; Viridiplantae; Chlorophyta; Mamiellophyceae; Mamiellales; Bathycoccaceae. Gene Ontology annotation, biological process: microtubule cytoskeleton organization; protein polyglutamylation. The coding region runs from base 1 to 1392 and encodes 463 amino acids. The transcript has a single exon. Gene Ontology annotation, molecular function: tubulin binding; tubulin-glutamic acid ligase activity. The record is from RefSeq and is a predicted model, not a curated record.